This is a messenger RNA of Penicillium maclennaniae, 1014 nucleotides long. RefSeq names its product glycerophosphodiester phosphodiesterase. NCBI's taxonomy places the organism in Eukaryota, Fungi, Ascomycota, Eurotiomycetes, Eurotiales, Aspergillaceae. The record is from RefSeq and is a predicted model, not a curated record. Gene Ontology annotation, molecular function: phosphoric diester hydrolase activity. Gene Ontology annotation, biological process: lipid metabolic process. The transcript has 4 exons. Bases 1 to 1014 code for a protein of 337 amino acids.
AUGAGCGACGAUCAACCUCUACACGAGGGACUCUUUCCAGAUACUCCAGCACAUUACUUGCACGCCCAGACGGAUCAUGAGUUCCCACGUCUCCCUCAAACAAUCUCUCAUCGGGGUUAUAAGGGGAAAUUUCCAGAGAAUACAUUGUGUGCCAUAGAUGAGGCCAUUAAAGCAGGAACUCAAGCUCUGGAGCUCGAUCUGCGGCUCUCCCAGGAUGGGGUUGUUGUAUUGUCACAUGACGCGACUUUGAAACGAUGUUUUGGCAUCAACAAGAAGGUAGAGGACUGCGAUUGGGAUUAUCUCAGGACCAUUCGUACAUUGAAAGCGCCGCAAGAGCCGAUGGCUAGGCUAGUCGACGUCCUGGAAUUUAUGCGCCAACCGGGGCGUGAGCAUAUCUGGAUUCUGCUCGACAUCAAACGCAGCGACAAUCCCGACAUCGUCAUGAACCGCAUCGCGGAGACGAUCGAAUCAGUACCCAUCCCGGCGAAAGGACCAGACUGGCAUCGGCGAGUGCUCCUGGGCUGCUGGUCGGCUCGAUAUUUGCCUCUACGGGCACAAUAUCUGCCACGAUACAGCAUGACUUUAAUCUGCUUUGAUAUGAAUUACGCGCGCCAGUUUCUGCAUUUACCGGGGAUUUCUUUCAACGUCAACCAGAUGGUCUUGAUGGGCCCGCUCGGUCGGGGAUUUCUGGAGGAGGCACGAGCUGCAAAACGUCAUGUAUAUCUAUGGACGGUCAACACGCCGAACUUGAUGCGCUGGGCCAUUCGUCACAGGGUGGACGGAGUCAUCACCGACGAGCCAAGUCGAUUCAAACAGAUCUGUGAGGAAUGGGAGAAGGAAGAGAGGAACGAAACAGGGGCUUUACGAACUACAGAGUUGGAUCAGCUGACCGUAGGUGAGCGGCUUCGAAUUCUGGCCCUCAACGUCUUUCUUGUUCUCUUCGGUUGGUUUCUCAAGCGCAAAUAUUUCCCUUCCGUGGAGCGCGUCCAGUUCGAGCAACGAAAGGUCAGUUGA